Periconia digitata is the source of this 1533-nucleotide messenger RNA. The record is from the annotation of a GenBank genome assembly. NCBI's taxonomy places the organism in Eukaryota, Fungi, Ascomycota, Dothideomycetes, Pleosporales, Periconiaceae.
CCACAUCUUUCCAUUGUUAGAAUACCACAAUCCAUGAAAGUUUCUACUAAAGUCACCGAUAUGAGUCUGUCUCCUACUCUCACAGUAGCAGUUACUUUUUUAUUUCUGUCAUGGCUUGGGAAGACGAUUUUCAGUCACUACAAUGACAUUCCCGGACCGGUGAUAGCUCGGUACACCAAAUUUUAUCGUGUCUUUCUUUGGCUUUCAGGGAAAGCGCCUCAAAGAUAUUUUGCUCUGCACGAUAAAUACGGACCCGUAGUCAGAACUGGCCCUAAUCACGUCUCUCUGUCCGACAGCAAGCAAAUAUCGGUCAUAUAUGAUGCCAAGCAGAGAUUUUUGAAGAGCGACUUCUACCAUGUUUUCAGACCAUUGUACCGAGGGAAACCGCUAGAUACACUUUUGUCCAUGAAAGAUCUCCAGCAAAGCAGACAAAUGUUGGAGGUGGUGAAGCGGCAUAUGACCAAUAACAUCAAAGCUCAUGCAUGGGCUAUGGAAACUACAUUCGCUACUAUACUGAAAAGACUCAAAAGCUCUGACGUAGUUCAUCUUGAUCUUUCCAUGUGGAUCUGGUACUGGAACUUCGAUGUAACACACCUCAUUAUGUGCGGUCAGGCGCUCGGAUACCUUGCACAGGGAGAAGACUUGAAUCGAACAAUCACCAACUUCAAGUCUAUUGUAGAACAUGCUGCCACUCUCGGACAAGUACCAGAAUAUUGCAAAGUUUCUCUUGCAAACGAGAGAGUCAUGACCAUCUUGAGGAGAUUCAAGAGUUUUCCGGAUCCUACUCAUGCCAUGUUGCAACAUUUUGAGACGCUUAUCCACUCCCAUGACUGCCGCGAUCACGAGGGGCCCACGAGCCUCAUUUGUGGCGUUCUUGAGACAUACCAGUGUAAAGAAAACGCAGACGCCCACGACAUGGCUAUUAAUCUUCUUGUGGAGACAUUUUUCGCAGCAUCUACGGAAACAGCGAGCAGUCUUACCGCAAUAUUCUACGCUAUCCUCACUAAUCAUGAAACAUAUCAACGACUUGUGGAAAUAAUUCGAUGCAAUGAAGGUAAAGAUAUGGAGAAACAAAUGAGAGAUCCAUAUCUGAACGCUGUCAUCAAAGAGUCCGUCCGUCUAUAUUCAUCAAAUUCCGUGCCACUUGAGCGGAUCACACCGAAGGAAGGAUUCGAGGCCAAUGGAUACAGAAUACCCGGGGGUACAAAUGUUACUAUACCGCAGUAUGUUGUUCAUCGAGACCAUGCGGUCUUCGGCGAGCAUGUCGACCGCUUAGUCCCUGAAAGAUGGCUCAAUGCUGAUCACAAGGCCCUCCUUCGUAUGGACCAGACUCUACUCGUGUUCGGACAUGGCAGCCGCGCCUGUUCAGGAAGGGAAUUGGGUCUAUACGAAAUUCGAUUCUUUCUUGUGAGUCUUCUGCGCGAGUUUGACGUGGAAUUUGUGCGCAAAGAUCCUUUCCCUAAGAUUAGAAUGCAUUGGAUCAACGAGUUUGACAACUUUGAAGUCCAAAUUGUUCCUCGAAUGGAUCGAUGA